This is a messenger RNA of Cephus cinctus (wheat stem sawfly), 708 nucleotides long. RefSeq lists its product as uncharacterized. The record is from RefSeq and is a predicted model, not a curated record. The transcript has 6 exons. NCBI's taxonomy places the organism in Eukaryota, Metazoa, Arthropoda, Insecta, Hymenoptera, Cephidae. Gene Ontology annotation, biological process: sensory perception of taste. The coding region runs from base 1 to 708 and encodes 235 amino acids. Gene Ontology annotation, cellular component: axon; dendrite; membrane.
AUGAGCAAAAUGGGCAAUCACAUCAUGGAUUUUAUAAGCACAGUAUUGUGUGUAUAUUCAGGAAUACUCAGCAUACGCCACAGAAAGGCACCAGAAAGGUUCAUUGCGCGUAUUCAGAUAAUCGACGACACUUUGGAGAAAUUUGGAGUUGCUAAAAAUUAUCACGCUCUCUAUAUCAGCCAUCUCUAUAGAAUACUUCAAAUGUUCAUUGUCGUCGAGAGUGUCAAUGCUAUCAAUAUUAUAGCGCUUCUCAAGAACGAUACUUCUUCACAGAUAUUCACACUAGCUUUAAUAAUACAUCAUCUGACUUUGAUGAUUUAUAUUUCCGACAUGGUUACCAACACGACGAUCAAAUACAUCGGUAAGAAGUUCCAGCAACUUAACGAUAUCCUAGAAGGUUAUGCAAACAAGGAAUUGUGCGUAACGGAAGCUGAGCGUGGACAGGCAAGAAGGACCGACGACGUCAUUUACAGACUGGGCGAUACAUCGCGUGACCAUAUGAUCCGGAAAGAGGUAAAAGAUUUUUUCCUUCAAAUUACUCAACAUCCUGUCGUCUUUUCGGCAUAUGGAUCCUUCGACUUGGAUUACACGUUGAUACGAAAGAUGAUUGGUACAGUCACGACGUAUCUUGUAAUUUUUAUACAAGUCGAUGACAUCAGGCCUACUGACAGCGCGAUAUCGGUGAAAUCAUUGAAUACAUCAUUAUAA